Aspergillus niger is the source of this 1023-nucleotide messenger RNA. RefSeq lists its product as uncharacterized. The record is from RefSeq and is a predicted model, not a curated record. The transcript is spliced from 5 exons. Lineage: Eukaryota; Fungi; Ascomycota; Eurotiomycetes; Eurotiales; Aspergillaceae. Bases 1 to 1023 code for a protein of 340 amino acids.
AUGAUACAGCUCCAAGUAACAACGCCAUCAUGUUCCAACAGUAGCACCCUUUAUCGUAUACCUCCAGCUAAACAGCGUCAAAGACACUGCGCAGACUCACUUCCAUACAUCGUCCACACUCAACCAGGACAACACCACCACAAUCAAUCAACAAAGCCACUUACCAUCCAGAGGACAGCGUAUGUCGCAUUAAGAAUUGUAACCGCAGAUUCCACAGAAAGAAGCCUCUGGUCGAAAAUCCUACAACAUUCUCCAAUAGAGAAUACUAGCCACCCGGGCCGUAAUUUCAUUUCCUCGCUUCUUGAUAAGUCUUCCUUCAAUGGCCCAAACGGGCAUCCCAUGUGCCUAGUCAGCGAGGUUGCUGGCUGCAGUGUUGCUGAAUAUAAGGAGAAUGGUCCCAGUAUCAAAUUCCCUUGGCAUAUAGCAAAAGCAACUGUCGCUCGGCCAACUUCCAGGACCCCAUCAUCACCCCCAGCCGCCGAUAUAUGGACCCUUGGGUGUACGCUCUACGAUAUCCUCGGCGAACGACUCCUCUUCGAAACCUGGUCAGAUAGUCCAGAUGAUAUUGUUUGGGAGAUGGUCAGUAUGCUAGGUAAAUUGCCGGAGAGAUGGUGGCAGAGAUCAGACUUUGCUAUUUUCUCGAAGACAGCAGAGUCCUGGAGCUUGAGUUUGCGGGUUAGGUCUCUGGAUCAACGACUGUGGCAGAUGGGAAUGCUGGCUUAUGAGCCGUCGAAGAGGGUGUCGGUGCGUGAGGUUAUGGAGUCGGAGUUUAUGUUUAGAUUUUGUUUGGGUAUAUGUUUACUAGGAAGCACUGUUGGGUUGCUUUCAGAGUAUAUAAGCUAUGGUAGUGAUUUACAGCUCGCAUGCUCUGAUUUUACAGCUGGCAAAUGCUUGGCUAUUAGGGCCUUUACUAAAGAGAUGAAGUUGUUCCUUCUAAACAAGAGGAAAUUUGAUAUCACUGUCUAUAUGAGUCUAUCCAUGACACAUCGUGGAACCACUUAUGGUACACAGUCAUUAUUGUAA